AUGCCCGAAGUCCCCGUCGAGCCCGCGUUGCUAGGAGCCGGGCUGGUAUGGUUGUCCGAUAGCUGGUCGGUAUGGAAUUCAGUGGUACUCAUUGCCACACGGUCUCUCCAUCAAGGAAUUCAGACUGAAUCGAGUCGGAGAAAUAGGUGCUCUCGGAGGGGAAGGGAAAGCGGUAGGGAAUAA
This is a messenger RNA of Penicillium digitatum Pd1, 183 nucleotides long. Lineage: Eukaryota; Fungi; Ascomycota; Eurotiomycetes; Eurotiales; Aspergillaceae. The record is from RefSeq and is a predicted model, not a curated record.